CGUGUCGAAAGUGUCAAAAUACUCCCUAAGAGGGGGUCAGAAGGCGGAGUGGCAGCGUUUGUGGAUUUUGUGGACAUCAAAAGUGCGCAGAAGGCACACAACUCUGUCAACAAAAUGGGAGAUAGAGACCUACGGACGGAUUAUAAUGAACCAGGAACCAUUCCCAGUGCUGCUCGGGGCUUGGAUGAUACAGUUUCCAUAGCAUCUCGUAGUAGAGAGGUUUCUGGGUUCAGAGGAGGUGGUGGGGGGCCCACUUACGGCCCCCCACCAUCGCUUCAUGCACGGGAAGGACGUUAUGAGCGGAGACUUGAUGGGGCUUCAGAUAACAGGGAGCGUGCUUAUGAACAUAGUGCCUAUGGACACCAUGAGCGGGGGACGGGAGGAUUUGAUCGGACGAGACAUUACGAUCAGGAUUACUAUAGAGAUCCUCGAGAGCGGACUUUACAACACGGGCUCUAUUAUACUUCUCGGAGUCGAAGUCCAAACCGUUUUGAUGCUCACGACCCCCGUUACGAACCUAGGGCCCGGGAGCAGUUUACAUUGCCCAGUGUGGUACACAGGGAUAUCUACAGGGAUGAUAUUACACGGGAGGUACGAGGCAGAAGGCCAGAGAGGAAUUACCAGCACAGCAGGAGUCGGUCGCCGCAUUCGUCCCAGUCCAGGACCCAGUCGCCGCAGAGGCUGGCCAGCCAGGCGUCCAGACCCACCCGCUCCCCCAGCGGCAGCGGAUCCAGGAGCAGAUCUUCCAGCAGCGACUCCAUCAGCAGCAGCAGCAGUACCAGCAGCGACAGCAGUGACUCCAGCAGCAGCUCGAGUGACGAGUCCCCAGCACGGUCGGUUCAGUCGACAGCCGUCCCAGCGCCCGCGUCCCAGCUGCUUCCAUCUCUGGAGAAAGAUGAACCCCGGAAAAGUUUUGGGAUCAAGGUUCAAAAUCUUCCAGUGCGCUCAACAGAUACAAGCCUUAAAGAUGGACUUUUCCAUGAAUUCAAGAAGUACGGAAAGGUGACAUCGGUGCAGAUUCACGGCGCUUCUGAGGAACGGUAUGGACUGGUGUUCUUCCGACAGCAGGAGGACCAGGAAAAAGCACUCAAUGCCUCAAAAGGAAAACUUUUCUUUGGCAUGCAGAUUGAAGUCACGGCCUGGAUUGGACCAGAAACAGAAAGUGAGAAUGAAUUUCGUCCUUUGGAUGAAAGGAUAGAUGAGUUUCACCCAAAAGCAACAAGAACUCUCUUCAUCGGCAACCUGGAGAAGACAACCACCUACCAUGACCUUCGCAACAUCUUUCAGCGCUUUGGUGGAAUAGUGGAUAUCGACAUUAAGAAAGUGAACGGGGUUCCUCAGUAUGCAUUCCUGCAGUACUGUGACAUUGCAAGCGUGUGUAAAGCAAUUAAGAAGAUGGAUGGGGAAUAUCUUGGAAAUAACCGGCUCAAGCUGGGUUUUGGAAAGAGCAUGCCUACAAACUGCGUGUGGUUAGAUGGUCUUUCUACAAACGUUACGGAUCAGUAUUUAACUCGACAUUUCUGCCGAUACGGGCCUGUGGUAAAGGUGGUGUUUGACCGCUUAAAAGGCAUGGCCCUGGUUCUCUACAAUGAGAUUGAAUAUGCACAAGCAGCUGUAAAAGAGACCAAGGGGAGGAAAAUCGGUGGGAAUAAAAUUAAGGUGGACUUCGCGAAUCGAGAAAGUCAGUUGGCAUUUUAUCAUUCCAUGGAGAAAACGGGUCAAGAUAUCAGAGACUUUUAUGAAAUGCUGGCGGAAAGAAGAGAUGAAAGAAGAGGAUCUUACGAAUAUGCCCCUGAUCGUACCUACUACGAGACUGUUCGGACACCGGGGACGUAUCCUGAAGAUCCUCGGCGAGAAUACCCAGCUCGAGGCAGAGAAUUUUACGCGGAGUGGGAUCCCUACCAAGGAGACUACUAUGACCCGCGAUAUUACGACGACCCGCGCGAGUACAGGGAUUACAGAGGCGAUCCGUAUGAGCAAGACAUAAGGGAGUACAGUUACAGGCAACGGGAGAGGGAGCGGGAGAGGGAACGGUUUGAAUCCGAUCGGGACAGAGACCAUGAACGGAGACCAAUUGAGCGGAGCCAGAGUCCGACGCACUCCAGGCGUCCACAGAGCCCUGGAGCGUCUCCCUCGCAAUCGGAAAGGCUGCAGAGCGAUUCGGAGAGGAGGAUUUACAGCAGGUCGUCGGAUCGCAGCGGCAGCUGCAGCUCCCUGUCUCCUCCACGAUACGACAAGCUCGACAAAGCCCGUGUGGAACGUUACGCAAAAACCGAAAAACCAGAGAAAGAACGUGUUUUUGACCAGGAGAGAGUCGACAAGGAGAAACGCUUGGUGAGAAAGGAAAAGCCGGAAAAACUAGAAAAGGAAAAAACGGAUAAACAAAAACGAAAAGCAAAAAUCCAUUCGCCCAGCUCUCAGUCUUCUGAAACGGAUCAAGAGAAUGAGAGGGAGCCCAGUCCUGAAAAAUUGAAGGGCAAUAGUAAACAAAGUAAAGAGAGAGGUGACAAGGAAGGGACAGCUAAAAACCGCCUGGAACUAAUGCCCUGUGUCGUGUUGACCCGAGUAAAAGAAAAGGAAGGGAAAGUUAUUGAUCAGCCCGCUUUGGAGAAGCUGAGAGCAAAGCUUGAUAAUGACACGAUGAAGUCCCCGCUUGUGGAACAAAAAACGCAGACAUCUCAAGCUGAGCAAACCAAGUCUGAUCAGUCUAAACUGGAACCUGUCAGAACCAAGGUACAAAAAGAGAAAGCCCUUGCCAGUCAUGUAGAAGUGGUGGAUAAGGAGGGAAAACUGAAACCCAAAAAGCACUUGAAGACAGAGCAAACUUCCGAGGGGGCCAACGCGGUAGAUUUAGACAAGUUGGAGGCUCGUAAAAGACGUUUUGCUGAUGCAAAUCUGAAGCCUGACAGGCAAAAACUGGAAGUAAAAAGAAGCAGCCAGGAUGAGGAAGACGCACGCAUGGUUUUGAAAAAGCAGCUUGAUGCAACGGCUUCGUCUAGAGAACCAGCAGCGUUAAGGGAAGGAGAAUUGGAGAGAAAACCCCUGAGGAAGGAGAUGCUUAAAAGGGAAUCUAAAAAACUCAAACUGGAAAGACUUAUGCCUGUUACUAGUCCCAAAGAAAUUCAGGAGACUCUUAGUGUUGGUGGGAUUGGCACGCGUCCCACCCUAGAUCUGCAGGCGAGGCUGAUGGAGACAGCCGAUGAACCAGUGGAAGUUCAGGAACUCUCUUCUAAAAAAUUGAACCCAGUAAAACCCCAGCAUAAACAGGUACAGCUCCUAGAUGACCAAGGAACAGAGAGAGAGGACGCGAGGAAGAAUUACUCUGGUCUUCCUGAAGACACAUCUGACCAUAAACUCGGCCAAGAGAAACCUCAGUCAACUGAUACGGAGGAGAAAAUUGGCAUCGACAUUGACCACACGCAAAGCUACAGGAAACAAAUGGAGCAAAGUCGCAGGUUAAAACAGCAGCUGGAAAUGGAGAUUGCGAAGUCUGAGAAGUUCGGCAGUCCAAAGAAAGAUGUGGAUGAAUAUGAAAAGCGGAGCUUGGUCCAUGAGGUGGGAAAACCUCCGCAAGAUGUCACCGAUGACUCUCCACCAAGUAAAAGGAAAAAGACUGACCAGUUUGACUUUGAAAUUAGCACUAAAAGAGAAAGAAACUACAGAAGUUCUCGUCAGGUGAGUGAGGACUCUGAAAGGACCUCCUGUUCCCCUAGUAUCAGGCACUUCCCUUUCCAUGAAGAUGACGACACGCUCGAUUCUCCAAGGCUAAUGCCGUUAAAGGAAACCAAAGAGUCACCUAAAAUAGAAGAGAAGGGUCUUUCGUACUCCAACAUGACUGUGAGGGAGGACUCGCUGAAGUUUAAUCCUUAUGAUUCCAGCAGAAGGGAGCAGAUGGCAGAAAUGGCUAAAAUAAAACUAUCCGUUCUGAGUUCUGAAGAUGACUCGAGUAGGUGGGAAACACAAGUGAAGCAGGAGCCUGGUAGAGUUGAUAUCAGCUUUCCAAGCAGCAUCGUCAAAAGAGACAGCAUACGCAAACGGUCUGUCCGAGACCUGGAACCGGGGGAGGUGCCUUCAGAUUCGGACGAUGACAGUGAAAACAAGCCCCAUUCCCCAAAAGCCUCGUCCUUGUUAGAGAGUUCCAGGUUGUCUUUUUUAUUAAGGGACAGAGAAGAGAAGUUACGUGAAAGAGAGGAAAGACUGUCGAGUUCCUUAGAAAGAAACAAAUUUUACUCUUUCGCGUUGGACAAGACGAUCACACCAGACACAAAGGCCUUGCUUGAAAGAGCCAAAUCGCUCUCUUCGUCCAGAGAGGAAAACUGGUCCUUUCUAGAUUGGGAUUCAAGGUUUGCUAGUUUUAGAAACAAUAAAGACAAAGAGAAGGUUGACUCAGCUCCGAGACCUAUUCCAUCUUGGUAUAUGAAAAAGAAAAAAAUCAGGACCGAUUCAGAAGGUGGAAAACUGGAUGAUAAGAAAGAAGACCAUAAAGAAGAGGAACAAGAGCGACAGGAGCUGUUUGCUUCUCGGUUUUUGCAUAGUUCAAUCUUUGAACAGGACUCCAAGCGCCUGCAGCAUUUAGAGAGAAAAGACGAUGAUCUCGACUUCAUUUCUGGUAGAUUGUAUGGGAGACAGUCUUCCUCCGAUGGGACUAACAGCACGGCUGAUUUGGUGCAAGAACCGGUGGUUCUCUUCCAUAGCAGAUUUAUUGAACUGACGCGAAUGCAGCAGAAAGAAAAGGAGAAAGAUCAGAAACCAAAAGAAGUGGAAAAACAGGAAGAUAAAGAAAACCGACCGAAAACACCAGAAACGGUUCCUGAUAGUAAAGAACCAGAACAUAAAACUUCCUCAGUAGUGGGUCCCUCUUCGGUCGCUGUCCUACCACAGGAACCAGCACCGGUCGCUUCUGAGAAGGUAGCGAAUGAGAAGGUAGUGGUGGAAACAACUUCUGUAAAAGAAGAAAAACCAUCUGAACCUGCUCCUACAGCAGAGGAACAAAAACCUUUACCUGAACUUGCUGCUUCUGUCAAAAUCGAACCGCCUGAGCAAACUGAACCCCCGCCAGUCGUAGAAGCUAGUAAAGAAGUUGUUGCUACAACCCUGGCACCGGAGGAAGACGCUGUGGCAACGGAGCAUCCUUCAUACUUGGAUACCAAACCUCCUACUCCCGGAGCUUCGUUUCCCCAAGCAGACACCAGUGUAGAUCCAGAACCCGAAGCUGCCCAGUUGGUUCCACCUCCGCCCAAGCUAGUUCAGAAGUCCGAUGAGGCUGCCGAGCCUAAAGAAGAAAAUCCUCCACCUUCUGCCAACGCUGAUGCUAGUGUGAGUCAAAAGGCGGAGGUGGCUGCUGAGGUCCUGCCGCCCGUUUCCGACAAUGAUAUGGAAGUCGAACCCCCGGUUGUCGUAAAGGACAAGAAGUCCUACAAGAGUAAACGCUCUAAGACUCCCGUGCAGUCGGCUGCAGCUAACGUCAUGGAAAAGCCUGUCACGAGGAAGAGUGAAAGAAUUGACCGUGAAAAACUCAAAAGGUCGAGCUCUCCUCGUGGGGAGACGCAGAAGCUCUCCGAGUUGAAAGUGGAGGCGGAGAAGGUUUCGAGGAACGCUGCUAAAUCCCCUAGCUCUGCUGCAGAGCCGGAAAACGUGGAGCCAAGCUUGCCGAUAGGCCGGACUAGGCGCAGAAACGUAAGGUCAGUCUAUGCUACCACGGGGGACAAUGAAGGCCCAUCUCCAGUGAAGGACUCCGUGGAGGUCACUAGAUCCACCAGGAAGAGAGGGGAAAAAGAACCGCAGGAAACGGUGACAACCGUUCCUACGACCCCGAGGAGGGGAAGACCUCCGAAAACCCGCCGUAAGCCAGAGGAGGACAUCUCCCCAAUAAAGACAGAACCGGUGCAGCAAGAGGCAGAGGAGGCUGAACCUAAAGAUGCGGUGGAAGCUCCGAAGCCUGCAGAAGGUUGGAGGUCUCCUAGAUCCCAGAAGCUAACACACAGUCACUCAUCAGCUGCUACCAGCCAACAGGGGAAGAAAGGGAAGAACGAACCGAAAGCCGAUACCUCGGCUGAAUCUGAAGAUGCUGCUGAAAGAAGCAGUCAGGAAUCGAGCGUCAGUGACAACACCAACAAAGCAAAAGCCACGGAGAAAGAGCCGGCGGUGAGCGAGCAAAAACGCGAUAGGAAAGAACUGGAUGCGGAGAAAAACCAGCUAGAAAUCCCCACGGUUGAGAUCAUUGAGAAGAAGCCAGUGCCAGAAAAGGUUACGAAAUCCAAAAGGGGAAGGUACAAAAAUACCAAAACCGUCGUCGAUAAAGCAUCCGUGUGUCUCAAAAAUGUAGAAAUACGCCUCAACGUGGACGAAGUCAAGGGCGCCUUGCGGCCAACUGAUGAGGAGGCAGAACCGGUGGCGGUGUCACCAGCCAAAAUGAAGAGCCCCCAGAAAGAGGACAUCUUACCACCCCAUUUUGCUAAGAAUGAGGUAGAAGAUUCAUUCCCAGAAAUGGAAAAAGAGGUGAUACGGGAACCAAAGCAGUCCCCCGAAGCUGCCCAGUUAGCAAAACAGAUUGAACUCGAGCAGGCGGUGGAGAAUAUUGCAAAACUCACCGAAACUCCUCCAUCAAUUGCUGCCUACAAAGAGCCAACGGCAGACGUGCCUGAAGUUCGUCAGGAGGAGGAAGGAGAUAAACCGGCGCAUCAGGCUAGUGAAACAGAGCUGGCGGCGGCCAUCGGUUCCAUCAUCAAUGAUAUUUCUGGGGAGACGGAAAGCUUUCCCGCACCCCCGACGUACCCUGCUGAAUCAGAAGCUGAAAUCCCCGCAGAGCCCUUGGUCCCGUCUCCUCGGGAGGAGAUGGAGCCCGAGACUGAUCAGGCCGUGAAUAACAUCCUAGAAACUGAGGCUGCUGUCGAGCCCACGGUGCAGCCGGUUCCCAGCUCUGCCCCAUCGGUGGUGGAGACGGAGAGCAAGGAGGCCGAAGUCAGCUUCAGCGAAUCUUCCAACUCCGCGCAGGAGGCCGAGACCUUGCAGGAAGCUGAGGUUGCUCGGAAGGAAAAGGGCCGUCAGAAAACCACACGGCAGAGACGCAAAAGGAGCACGGGCAGGAAGGGCGACGCCACUGAAGUCAAUGCCUUCGAGCCGGAGAGGGUGCAAAGCAAGUCGCCCCCCGCCAACGAAGUAAAGACGAAGCCCGAAGAAGCCUCGAAGGAGGAAAAGCAAACUAAAACUGUAGCUCAGGCGUCCGUGGAGCCAAGCGCUUCCGACGCCAGCAAGGCUGUAGCUGCUGACGUUGUAGCCGUGCACGAAGCUGUCGCCGAGAGUGCCAAGCUGCCCACCCCGGUGCCCACCGCCAUCGUCCCCCUUCACUCCGGCGCUGCCAAGGUGCCAGAGUGGAUGGUAAGGCACGAAGAACCCCGUGCUCGUUCCACGCCCCCACCCGCUCUCCCACCGGACACGAAGGCAUCGGAUAUCGAUACAAACUCCAGCACUUUGAGGAAGAUACUCAUGGAGCCCAAGUAUGUCUCGGCGACGAGCAUAACCUCCACGCACGUGACAACAACGCACGCCGAGCCGGUGAGCGCACCUCGUUUGGAGGAGGCACCCCUCCACCCCGCGGUGGAGGCCAUAAAGCCGGUUUCGGAGGAGAAGCCGGCAGUUCCUGUCACCAACGCUUUGGACCCACCAGUGGCCGAAGCACCGGUGUUCAGUGAGAAGGAAAAGAUCAGUACCGUGAUUGCUCCCAAAGCCACUUCUGUUAUAAGCAGGAUGCCCCACAGCCUGGAUCUGGAGGAGGCUCCCAGGAUCACCUUGGUGAAGCAAGCUCCCCAAACCCAGACGUGUCUCGUCAACGCCCCCUCGCCGAAAUUUAAGCAGAGGUCAAGCACAAAUGACAACAGUAGGUUUCACCCGGGAUCGAUGUCUAUUAUCGAGGAGAGGCCUGUAGAAACUGGGUCCAGUCCGGGGCUGCGGGUGAACACCUCGGAAGGUGUCGUGCUUCUGAGUUACUCGGGGCAGAAGACAGAAGGUCCCCAGCGCAUUAGUGCCAAGAUCAGCCAGAUUCCCCCAGCCAGCGCUGUCGAUAUAGAGUUUCAGCAGUCUGUAUCCAAGUCUCAGAUUAAACAGGAACCUAUCACGCCAUCUCAGCCGACGCCGAAGGGCUCCCAGACCUCGGCGGCUUACGGGACUGUUUCCACCCAUUCUUCUUUGGUACUAGGAACACAAGCUUACAAUACGUCGCCCGUCAUCUCCUCCGUUAAACAAGAGCGCACUGCGCUGGAGAAGUCCGACUCGUCCCACCUUUCUGUCCAGACUCCAGCGUCUCAGCCCGGUAAAGUCCUCACUCAGACUGUAAACACUCCACCCGUACUCGUCCACAACCAGAUGGUUGUGAACAAAAAACUGUCCGAUCCGGCUGCUCUGAAAGUGGAGACCAAGACUCUGCAACCCUCCAACCUGAGUCCUGGAGUCAGUCCUCACCACCCUUCCCUCUCUGGGAAAAUGCAUUCGGAAGCAAACCACGUCAGCUCGGGACCCAGCACCCCAACCGACCGGGCUAUUUCCCACUUGGGGGUCACCAAACAGGAGCCGCACUCGCCGCGUACCAGUGGGCACUCGCCGUCGCCGUUCCCCCGGGCUUGUCAUCCUGGCAGUACCUCCUCUCCGGCUUUAUCCAGCAGUACCCCGGUCAUGCUGGCGCCGGGAAUUCCCGUUCCUCAGUACAUAUCCAGCAUGCAUCCCGAGCAAUCUGUUAUCAUGCCCCCUCACAGCGUAACGCAGACUGUGUCCCUCGGCCAUCUGUCCCAAGGCGAGGUGAGGAUGAACACCCCUCCUCUCUCCGGCAUCCCUUACGGCAUCCGCCCGGAAGCGCUCCAUUCCCCCAGAGCUGCUCUGCAACCCCAGAUAGAGAUCAAACCUCAGCGAUCCAGCACGCCCCAGCCGGCUCCGAUACGAGACAUAGUCAUGCCUCCUCUCUCUUCUCAGCACGCCCCCGAGGAGGAGAUGCAUUACCACCACACCACGGUGUGCAGGGGGCCAGCCCCCGUCCAGUCCGACGUGCUGGUGAUGCAGCCGGAUUACCGCAUGCACCCCACGAGCAUCCGGCUCGACCAGUACAACGUCCCUCGGGACGUGCGGAUGAUCAUGCACCCGCACAUGGCUGCUGUGGGCGAGCACCACUCGGAAACCAGACAAUCCCGAACGCCUGAAGGGGCUGUGAAAACUCCCCCCGUCAGUAAGACCCCGCAGCCUGGAAAAGAGACGCCAAAAUCCUCCGAAGGCAAGAUGGCACACUCUCCUCACAGCGAGCCCCGGCUCCUCAGCGUCCCCUCCAGCAGCCAGCUGCCUGGACUGCCUUUGUCGCAGCCGGUGGUGGUACCGCACGGGGUACAGAUCAUGCACCCCGCGGGGAGCUCCUUUCACGAUUAUCGGUCUGUGUAUGGCGACAUGAGGAAUUACCAUACGGCGGCACAGCUCGGGCAUCCUCAGUUCCCGGGUGCCUCGCCGAUCGGGUUGCCUUCCCGGAGCAUGACCCCGUCUCAGGUGAGAAAUAAAGGCGAACACUCGCACCCCAGCCAGCCAGUACGCAGUAAGACUCCUCAGAUCCCGCAGGAUCCCAAGGGCCCGCCGGCAGCAGGACCCGAACAGAGUCACCACCCCACUGUAAAUAGGCAUGCGGCGCCGAUAGACCCUCACGUCCACCUUCAGAGGGCGCAAGCAGACACGGGCCAGACCUCCUACCCUUCGCCCGUUGCCAUUUCGAUGAAACAGGAGCUUCCGUCACCGCACCAACCUCAGGCGGUUCCCAAGCAAUCCAUGUUUAUCCCCACGACGUCGGGUCCCGGGGCGCCGCCGGGGCUGCCCCUCAAUCGCCCCGAGCCCCAGUCCGCUCUCAAACAGGAGCCGUCUCCUCACCCCGUUUCGCAGAGACCUGUGGAUAUGGUUCAGCUUCUGACGAAAUACCCCAUUGUCUGGCAGGGCCUUUUGGCUCUAAAAAACGACACGGCUGCUGUUCAGCUCCACUUCGUCUCCGGGAAUAACGUCUUGGCGCACCGAUCCCUGCCGGCGCCGGAGGGAGGACCGCCGCUGCGAAUCGCUCAGCGCAUGCGACUGGAGGCGUCGCAGCUGGAGGGCGUCGCGCGCAGAAUGAUGGUGGAGAGCGAUUACUGCCUGUUACUGGCGCUGCCGUGCGGCCGAGACCAGGAGGACGUAGUCAACCAGACGGAGUCCCUCAAGGCCGCCUUCAUCAGCUACCUGCAGGCUAAGCAAGCUGCAGGGAUCAUCAACGUUCCCAACCCCGGCUCUAACCAGCCUGCCUACGUUCUGCAGAUCUUCCCACCCUGCGAAUUUUCGGAAAGCCACCUAUCCCGCUUAGCCCCGGACCUCCUCGCCAGCAUCUCCAACAUCUCUCCUCACCUGAUGAUUGUCAUCGCGUCGGUAUGAGCUGUUUUACCGCUUCCUGAUUUUUCUUUUUUCUUUUUUUUUUUUAAUUUUAAAUUUUUUUUUAUUAUUAUUAUUAUUUUUUUCCAAGGCCCUGCAGCAAAAAA
Molecule: messenger RNA, 10523 nt
Organism: Charadrius vociferus (killdeer)
Lineage: Eukaryota; Metazoa; Chordata; Aves; Charadriiformes; Charadriidae
Gene: SPEN
Product: spen family transcriptional repressor
Exons: 15
Coding region: 115-10419 (3434 amino acids)
Biological process (GO): regulation of transcription by RNA polymerase II
Cellular component (GO): nucleus
Molecular function (GO): mRNA binding
Source: RefSeq, a predicted model, not a curated record